Molecule: messenger RNA, 2955 nt
Organism: Leptidea sinapis
Lineage: Eukaryota; Metazoa; Arthropoda; Insecta; Lepidoptera; Pieridae
Gene: SAK
Product: serine/threonine-protein kinase PLK4
Exons: 3
Coding region: 498-2489 (663 amino acids)
Biological process (GO): protein phosphorylation
Molecular function (GO): protein kinase activity; ATP binding
Source: RefSeq, a predicted model, not a curated record
GCAAAGAGUAUAAUAAUAUAUUGGUAAAUUGGGCUAAUUUGAGUACCUACCUACCUACUGACUAUUGAUGCAAAGUGUAAAGUCUGCAAACAUAUUACAUAAUAAUUUUAUUUUUGUACUGCAGCGGACAUAAAUAAAAUAUCGUCAAACGGUAUUGUUAAAGGUGAAUGAAAUGUUGUAUAAUUCUUUGAGAUUUCUGUCGAAUGAUGCUACAUUAGUUCGUGUAAUGUCAUCGUUACAACUUUAUAAAUAUUUGUUACGCAAGUGUGAAACAUUACCGCCGGACGCUUGUAAACAUUAUAAAUUCGCUAUAAAGCAGAGUUAUAAACAGCAUAAAACUGAAACUGAUUCUGAACGGGUUAGAGAAAUAAUAGCUAAGAGUAUACAAGAUGCUGAAUGGAUUGUGAAAAAGUAUGCAGGUAAAGAAUGAUCAUGCAAACAAUGAUGUGGCUGUCUCCUCAAAAUGAGAUCUUUCUUAUAAAUUUGUUAUUAUACUUAUGAAAAUAAUGUUUGGUGAGAAAAUAGAAGAUUAUGAAAUUCUGGAACAUCUAGGAAAAGGAGGUUUUGCUCAUGUAUAUAGAGCAAAAUGCAGACAAACGGGACUAUUUGUUGCUAUCAAAAUGAUAGACAAAGCUUUAAUGGUGAAUGCUGGUAUGAUAGGACGUGUUAGACAAGAGGUCACAAUACAUUCUCGCUUAAAACAUCCUGCAAUUUUAGAACUAUACACUUUUUUUGAAGAUGCACAUUAUGUAUAUUUGGUUUUAGAAUUAGCUCAUAAUGGAGAAUUGGCUAAGCAUUUUAAAUUAGGUACUAGAGGUCUUUCCGAGAAGGCUGCUUCAGAUAUAUUUAGACAAGUUGUGAGUGGGGUUGUGUAUCUUCAUACUCACAAUAUUAUACAUAGAGACCUAUCUCUUAAUAAUUUACUGCUGACUAAGGAUUUAAGAGUAAAGAUUGCUGAUUUUGGCCUUGCAACACAAUUAAAUGGCCCCGAUGAAAAACAUGUGACUAUGUGUGGUACUCCUAAUUAUAUUUCACCAGAAGUAGCUUCAAGAGAGCACCAUGGCUUACCAGCAGAUGUUUGGGGACUGGGAUGUAUGCUGUAUACAUUAUUAGUUGGCAGUCCUCCAUUUCACACCCAACAUGUAAAAACAACUCUAAAUAGAGUUAUUAACGCAGAUUACAAAAUACCAUUGGAAUUAUCUAUUCAAGCUCAGGACUUGCUACAAAGACUUUUAUGCAAGGAUCCUUCACAGCGCAUUACUUUAAAAAGCAUAUUGGAACAUCCAUUCUUAACUAAUAUGAAUCAUGAAAGUGUGACUAAUAUAAAGCAAGACUUAUCAAAGGAUUCGGGAUUUUUGACAACAUUACAUAGCACACAACAUAGUAACAAACUAAUGUAUUCAAAAAAAUCUAACCCAGAUUUACAGUAUGAGUAUAAUAAGCAUAACUUACAACAUGACCAUUUUGUUCAUAAAGACAGAAAUGAUGUUGGGCAAGUUUUUAAUGCAAUGAGGCUUGAUAAUAAUUGUGGUACAAGCAAUAGUGGAUCAUUCAAGUUGUUUGAUAAUUACAAUCAAAUAUCUACACCUAUUCUAUAUCAAUUAGAAAAUCUAUCUCAACCAUUAGCUAAUAAUAUCCCAGAUACUGUGAGAAUGACAAGCAACAGCAAUUGUCCUGAAGCAUUGAAAAUUAAAUCAUUCAAUACAGAAAGUAAUACUAAGCCUUCUGCAAUCAAUUCACAAUCCAUAGGAGUACCACCAUUGUGCGCUGAUCGAUUGCCUUCAAUAUCUCACAGAACCAGAAAUGCCAUACUUAAAAUUGAUUGUAGUGGUGUGAUUGUAGAGUUUAUAAAAAGAAAAGGUAGAGAAAGAGAAGAAAAGAUAGUAGAAAUAUGCAAAAUUUCAAAAGAUGGCAUGAAGAUACUUAUAACAGCAACAGAUAAAAGUUUGGGAAACAAUAAUGAGAAUAAUCCUAAUGUAGAUGAGGUAUUUACAUACCAUAACCUACCACAGAAACAUUGGAAGAAGUAUUUAUAUGCUGCUCGUUUUGUAGAUCUUGUCAAGGCUAAAACACCAAAAAUAACUCUUUAUUCAUCUAUGGCUAAAUGUCAACUGAUGGAAAAUGGAACAGAUAUUGAAAUGUUUUUUUAUAGUGGAGAAAAAAUUACUAGCAGUGCAAGUGAGGGUAUUAAAAUUAUAGAUAAAUCUCUAAAAACUUAUCACUCUCUGACAGAAGCACAAGAAUUAAAAUAUCUAAGUGAUCACUUUGAAGAUUGUGCAAAUAAAAUGAAAAGAAUUCAAGGUGCUCUAUCAUGUAUUUCUGAUGAAUGUUAUCCGUUGAUAAUUGGAAAGAGACCAAUUCCAGUCCAAAGUUCAUUAGAAAAUAUUAUAACUCAAAGUGUAUCAAAGAAAGGGCCAACACCUCAUUUUCAGUAUGGAUCAUUUCAUCGAGGAACACCCUGUUCUAGUCACACACCAAGUGACAAAUAGUAAAUUUAAAUAAUACAAACGAAAAUUUAUUCGAACAGUAUUUUAUAUUUUAAGUGAUUUAAUGUAAAUUUUUAAUUACUUUAAUAUACAUGUAAUAUAGAUUAUAUACUAAAUUAUAUAAAAAAAACUAUAUAUAGUAAUGACUAUAAAUAUCACGUUUUUGUUGUGGGGCUUAAAUACUGACAGUUUCUACAUACAAGUCUCUCUGUCCUGAUUAUAUUAUAUUUUAUAAUUGCUACAUAAUAUUCCAUAAAAAUUUCUAUGAAGAAAGAUAGAACAAUUAUGUUGUUGAAAUAACAUUUAUAGUAUUAUAAAAACAUAUUAUAUACAUAAAAAUAUGUAAUAAAAUAAAAAAUUUCCACUAAUUACAACUUCACAGAAAUUUGGUACAUAAUUCGAUAAGGCUUAAGAAAAAAAAAUUCAUAUUAAAUUAAAGCUAUUUUAUUAUUAUAGACAUGCAUACAAA